Messenger RNA from Aphanomyces astaci, 887 nucleotides. RefSeq lists its product as hypothetical. Bases 422 to 685 code for a protein of 87 amino acids. Gene Ontology annotation, molecular function: protein binding. Lineage: Eukaryota; Oomycota; Saprolegniomycetes; Saprolegniales; Verrucalvaceae. The transcript is spliced from 2 exons. The record is from RefSeq and is a predicted model, not a curated record.
GAAGCAGCAAGGUCAUUACUGUAAUCUCCACCAGAUGUGUAGCUGCACAGCCAGGGGACUCACUGCUUGUCCACUCGCUGGCGCGUGUAUGUGACGCCCCGUUUCCCCUGCUUGUCCUCCCAUACGGCCCUGCCCUUGAUGUGGUUGGAUACCUUGGUGUUCCUCAUCGCCGUGGAGAGCUGUUCUUCCCGCGCAAUAAACACUUCGACAUUCCGUCCAAGCUUCUUCUUCCCGAAGGGCUCCGAGUCCUUCUUCGUGUGCCCCGCUGGUCGCAUCGACGACAUGUCGCCUUGGCGCUGGCAAUAUUUUGCGCUUGAAACCCGAAACCGAUGUGAGAAUGAUAUAAAUUUAUAGAGGUGCGACCUUUCGCGAGCGAGGCAAUCUAAAUUUGCUGUGGGGGAGCGCAGAUACACCGAGCAGGAUGCAGCGGCUGAAUCUUCAGCAGCCUCAAGAUGACAUCGAGCACGAGUCCAAGGUAGAUGAAGCGCGAAGACUCCAAGAAGAAGAGAUUGAGAUCACUUUUGAACUACCAGAUCAAUCCGAAGCACGGCAAAAGUUCAAGAAGGGGUUGACAGUCGUGGUGCUGAAGAGCUACUUAGAGGCAGAAUUUGACUUGCACAUGCCCUCCAUCGUAGGUUCCUUGACGACGUUCCAUGAGGUGAAUGGCGGCUCAUUUCAUGUGUAGAAACUCGUGUACAACGACACUGUUUUGCUCGACCCGUAUUCGCUGACAGAUUACCCCGACUUUGAGCACAAAGACUAUGCUAGGAUUGUAGUGCAGCAUGCUCGAAAAUAGCCGCAAAACGUAAUGAUGAAGUAGUUAAAAUGCCCUUGUUCUGACUACUGUACAAGUUUACAGUAAAUUAAGGGAUAGUAUGUAAAUUAAG